This is a messenger RNA of Fusarium redolens, 404 nucleotides long. RefSeq lists its product as uncharacterized. NCBI's taxonomy places the organism in Eukaryota, Fungi, Ascomycota, Sordariomycetes, Hypocreales, Nectriaceae. The transcript has a single exon. The coding region runs from base 48 to 305 and encodes 85 amino acids. The record is from RefSeq and is a predicted model, not a curated record.
GUCUGAUUUUUGCAACUGGAAGAGAUUUUAUUAUCCUGUAAGCUCCUAUGGGGUUAGUCUACACUUUGCUUCUUUUCCUGCAAGUGACUCUAUGCAACAACUGGAAACAGACCGCUUCAUUUAUCCUAGACAAAAAUUCCAAACCUCGGCAAAUCCUGGCGAGUGGUGACUUACGGUCUGCUUUCGUUCUGCUUUACUUGGUUCCAACACGUUAUUUCUUGCAGAUGAAUUCAAGGAUGACCCAGGAACUGCAGAAAAAAGCAAUGCGUACAGGAGGGAGUCGAUCCAACGCGAAAAUGCUUUAACUCUUGAUUUGAGCUACAUUUCAUGCUCAUGAUUGCUAUGAUGUUGAUGGUACAUCAUCCCAGCAUUUUAUAUCAAGGUGUGUCAAGAGAAAAUAUCGC